Pseudomyrmex gracilis is the source of this 2057-nucleotide messenger RNA. RefSeq names its product cysteine-rich protein 2-binding protein (gene Atac2). The record is from RefSeq and is a predicted model, not a curated record. The coding region runs from base 76 to 2031 and encodes 651 amino acids. NCBI's taxonomy places the organism in Eukaryota, Metazoa, Arthropoda, Insecta, Hymenoptera, Formicidae. Gene Ontology annotation, molecular function: acyltransferase activity, transferring groups other than amino-acyl groups. The transcript is spliced from 6 exons.
CUAACCUUAAAAAAACCGGGCGUUCUGAGAUGCGCGUGCAACGUUGAUGCACAUACAAAAACAGAAAGAACAGAAAUGAAAGUAAUUAAAAUGUCCGAAGCGGAAAACAUGACAAGCUCGAAAGAAUUGAAAGAGACUGGGAACACAAGAAUUUGCAGAAGAUGUGGAACAGCGUGCGAUCCUCAUAGCAAGCCGGGGUUAAGUUGCAGCGGGUGUGAUGAAAACGUGCACAUAGAAUGCUUGAAAAGAGGCAGUCUUCCAGGUUCUUUUGUGGGAGAUGUUUUCUUCGAACUUACUUGCGCCUCCUGCAGCCCGUUGGGCGAGGAGACGGUGAUACGUGACAAAAUGCCUUGGCUCACUGUCAUCGUCUUGACACUUUACAAUCUUCGCGAAAGAUCCAGCGGCAUUAGUAAACGGGGAUACUUUCACUGGAAAAACGACAUCAGUACCUUUGUGGAAAAGCACUGGGACGUACUGUUUCAAAAGACUGUGAAGAAAAAGAAAAACUGGAUUGGCACCAUAUCUGGAACACUGUCCCAUUAUAAUAAGGCUUUUUUCAAAUCUGGUACCAAGGAAUUACAAGAAACUGGAUGGUGGAAACUGUUGACCAAUGAUCCUCCUGAAAUUCUUAUUGCCAAAAAUAGCAAAAUGAUCAUGGAUAAAAAGAAAAACUCCAAAUUAUCUGACAAAUCGCUGGACAGUCCUGUAACAUCUGAUUCCAGUCUUUCCAUUGGAGACGACAGCAAUUGUAGCAGUGACCUAUUUAGAAACAGAAACUCAAUGUAUUCUUCUAUGUAUGUUCAACCUACAGAGACAAUAUCUGAAUUUCUUCUAGAAGAUGAAGAGCCAACUGAUAUGGAGGAAGACAUAAUGUUACGGAAUGAGAAUAACGUUCCAUCUAUCUCUGAGUUGAUACAACAUUGUCAAUAUGAGAACAGCUUCUCAGACUUGAUGGAUAGCUGCGACUGGUGGAAUCCGAUUGCUUUAUCGCCAACUUGCAUCGGCGACGAUAUUAAGAAACAAGAAGGAUACAACGACGACAGCAACAGCAACAGUUCCAUUUCCAUGCACGAACAGCUUCCCGUUUCUCUGUUCAAAGUGACAGAACACCGUCAGUGGCCUUGGUCCAAAUCAUUUACCGGUAACAAUGAGAAAAUGGCACAUAUGACCCGUCAGGAAGAAACGUAUUUAUUGCAAAAGCUCAGUAAGACUGAUCUCGAUAAAGCACCGCCGGCCGUUCGAAGACAGUAUAGAAAGUUGGCCUUGCGGAAAAGAAAGAGGGAAUACGGUCUCCCUUUGUUAGACGUCGAUCACUUUGGAUCGAAAUCAGGAUCGGAAGCGAUGCCGUCGAGAGACAACGGUCGGGUGUUGGAUCGAUUCUUCAGCAGCGACGAUCUAGGAUACAUUUUCGAGCAGAAGCUGCUCGGUUACAACGAGUCCACGUUCGUGUACAGUCCGUACACGCACAGACGAUUAAAGCCGUUCAUAAGAAGGGACACUUCUUGCGACCCGCUGUGGCUGAGAAUUAUGGAUGAACUGUGCAGGAAAGUAAAUAAAAACAAUUCACUUUGGAAACCGUCUCCUCGGGCGUCUGUCGAUUAUUCCUACGUCAGACCGCAACACAUCCCCGCGAUCAACAAUCUUUGCAGACAAUUCUUUUGGCCUGGUAUAGACUUGACCGAAUGCCUGCAGUAUCCGGACUUCACGUGCGUUGUGUCAUACAAGAAACUCGUCAUCGGUUUUGCGAUAUUGGUCCCGUACGUCAGCUACAACGAGGCGUACAUCUCGUUUCUCCUGACACGUCCGGAAUGGCGAAAAUCCGGCAUCGGCACGUUCAUGUUGUACCACUUGAUACAAACCUGUUUGGGACAGGACGUCACGUUACACGUGUCCGCUACGAAUCCCGCGUUGAUAUUGUAUCAGAAGUUUGGUUUCAAGAUACAGGAAUUCGUUCAAGACUUUUACGACAAGUACAUGCCGCCCAAUUCGCGAGAAUGCAGACACGCUCUGUUCUUACGUUUAAGCAGAUGAGUGGACAAAAUGUAAAAAAUGUAAAA